This is a messenger RNA of Eurytemora carolleeae, 1326 nucleotides long. RefSeq names its product tyrosyl-DNA phosphodiesterase 2-like. The coding region runs from base 125 to 1210 and encodes 361 amino acids. Gene Ontology annotation, cellular component: cytoplasm; sodium:potassium-exchanging ATPase complex; PML body. The record is from RefSeq and is a predicted model, not a curated record. The transcript is spliced from 8 exons. Gene Ontology annotation, biological process: double-strand break repair; potassium ion transport; sodium ion transport. NCBI's taxonomy places the organism in Eukaryota, Metazoa, Arthropoda, Copepoda, Calanoida, Temoridae. Gene Ontology annotation, molecular function: protein binding; single-stranded DNA binding; 5'-tyrosyl-DNA phosphodiesterase activity.
GAUUCUGGAUAAAGCCAGAUAUUUGUUUAAAUCCUCUGGAUUGGGUUGGAGAAGGUUUCAAGGAUUUAUUAUUCCUCCUGGAGCUGUAUUCCGGUAUCCAACCCUGAUAAGUACUCGGCUGAAGAUGAGUAGCUCCGACGAGGGACCGAAUAUAGAUGCUGCUACUGCUCAGAAACUUGUAAAAGAGUUUGAAGGAAUAUCGAACACAGACGAAAUAUUUGCUCAAUUUAUGCUUCAGGAGAACGACUGGGAUCUAAGCAAAGCUCUGAAUGCGUUCUUCGCGGACAAGGUGGAGAAGAAACGGAAAUUGGAAGAGGAGCUCAGGGAGUUACCGGAUGUUGAUGUUCCAGGUCCUAGUAUAGAAUCUGCUUUGAAGGAGGGUUUACUGACUACUCGAGCUCCGGAAACCCUAAAUGUUGUAUCCUGGAAUAUUGAUGGGUUGGAUCAGAAGAAUCUACAGAAGAGAACUGAAGCUGUUUGCAAGAUUCUGGAACUGGAAAAUGCUGAUAUUGUAUUCUUACAGGAGGUUAUACCAGAGACUUUCUCUUAUAUUGAGUCCAAACUAAGUAUUGGUUACGAAUGUAUCCCUGGGAACCCUGGGGAUUACUUUGUUGCGACCCUGUUAAGACGAGGACGGAUAUAUAAAGAUGAAUCUAGGAUCAUUCCAUUCCCUGGCAGUGUGAUGGGUCGACAUUUACUCUCUGUCUCAGCACACUUUGGACAGGUUAAACUUGAUUUACUCAACACACACCUCGAGUCAACCAAAGACCAUGCCGAGGAGAGGAAGAUUCAGCUCAAGAAGUCCUUGGAGAUAAUGAAAAGUGUUGGUGAAGAACGAAAUGUUAUGUUUGGUGGAGAUCUAAACAUGAGAGACAAGGAGCUCCAGGAGGUUGGAGGACUACCUCCUGGAGCUAGGGACUGCUGGGAAGCUUGUGGGAGGAGAAAAGAAGCUGAGUUUACCUGGGAUAUUUCAAGAAAUACAAAUCUUGAGUGGCCUGGUAAGUUUAAACCUCGAUGUAGGUUUGACCGGAUAUAUCUGAAACCUUGCUCUGGGUUCUCCGCUGCACCUAAACAUUUCGGGCUCAUCGGACUUCAGAAGGUAUCUGGAACCCAAUCUUACCCGUCGGAUCACUGGGGGCUCCUGCUCAAGCUCUCACUGAACCAGGACGGGAAUAAGCCGGAGGAGGAGAGAGAUAAUAAUGUGUCUUAACUCAACCUAUUGUGAUUUUUCUUUAAAAGUGGUAAACUAACCACAUGUGAUUUUAAUUUUGUGCCACAUUUCUGAUUAUUGAACCCUGAUAAUCGAUUUCUGUGAUAUUAUUUAGA